Molecule: messenger RNA, 1548 nt
Organism: Vollenhovia emeryi
Lineage: Eukaryota; Metazoa; Arthropoda; Insecta; Hymenoptera; Formicidae
Gene: Rpt6
Product: 26S protease regulatory subunit 8
Exons: 6
Coding region: 157-1374 (405 amino acids)
Biological process (GO): proteasome-mediated ubiquitin-dependent protein catabolic process
Cellular component (GO): proteasome regulatory particle, base subcomplex
Molecular function (GO): ATP hydrolysis activity; proteasome-activating activity; ATP binding
Source: RefSeq, a predicted model, not a curated record
CUUCGUCGCGCAUCAUCUUACGUUCUUGCAUCAUGGCUGGAAGUGAUCUCGUAGAAUUUUGGGGAAAGUGAGGUUAACGUUGUGUGCCUACGUUACUUGUCACAUUAAAUAAGCAUCUAUCGAUUCCGCAAAACAUUUGUCCCUUCGCCGUCAGUCAUGACGCUCACAAAUAAGAUGGAUAUCGACGAGAAGAACGCCAAGGGAGAGGGCUUCAAGCCGUAUUACAUUACGAAGAUCGAGGAGUUGCAGUUGAUUGUCGCUGAAAAGAGUCAAAACUUAAGGAGACUGCAAGCGCAGCGUAAUGAGCUCAACGCGAAAGUACGCAUGUUGCGAGAAGAAUUGCAACUCCUCCAGGAACAGGGUUCCUAUGUCGGGGAGGUAGUCAAACCCAUGGACAAAAAGAAGGUCCUAGUCAAAGUACAUCCGGAGGGCAAAUUCGUGGUGGACAUCGACAAGAACAUCGACAUCAACGACGUGACACCGAACUCGCGCGUUGCUCUGCGUAACGAAAGUUACACCCUACAUAAAAUACUGCCGAACAAAGUCGAUCCGCUUGUCUCGCUUAUGAUGGUGGAGAAAGUACCGGAUUCUACGUACGAGAUGGUUGGCGGUCUGGAUAAACAGAUAAAGGAGAUAAAAGAGGUCAUAGAGUUACCAGUCAAGCAUCCGGAAUUGUUCGAUGCUCUCGGGAUUGCGCAGCCUAAAGGUGUACUGCUGUAUGGACCGCCAGGUACCGGCAAGACUCUGCUCGCAAGAGCAGUCGCGCAUCAUACCGAGUGCACGUUUAUUCGCGUGUCCGGAUCCGAAUUGGUGCAGAAAUUUAUCGGAGAGGGUUCGCGCAUGGUCCGCGAACUGUUCGUCAUGGCAAGAGAGCACGCACCGUCUAUAAUAUUCAUGGAUGAAAUCGACUCCAUUGGAAGUUCCCGGAUUGAAUCUGGAUCUGGUGGCGAUAGCGAAGUGCAACGUACCAUGUUGGAAUUGCUGAAUCAACUGGACGGUUUUGAAGCAACAAAGAACAUAAAGGUCAUUAUGGCUACUAACAGAAUUGAUAUCCUCGAUCCGGCAUUGUUGCGGCCCGGUCGUAUCGAUCGCAAAAUCGAAUUCCCACCUCCAAAUGAAGAGGCUAGAUUGGACAUCUUGAAGAUCCAUUCUAGGAAAAUGAAUUUGACACGCGGAAUAAAUCUGAGAAAGAUAGCUGAACUUAUGCCUGGCGCGUCAGGCGCGGAAGUCAAGGGUGUUUGUACGGAGGCUGGAAUGUAUGCUCUUAGAGAACGUCGAGUUCACGUGACCCAAGAAGAUUUUGAGAUGGCUGUAGCCAAGGUUAUGCAGAAAGAUUCUGAGAAAAACAUGUCGAUCAAGAAGUUAUGGAAAUAAUCAGCUCUGCAAUUUUUUCAAUGUACCAUUAACACAUCUUUAGUCCUAUUACUCUCUCAUAAGCGAAUUAUUUUAAUUAAGUAGCAAUAUUAUUUAAAAUGUAACGUGUGUAAACGCGGAAGCUUCGUUCUACGAAAUUGGAGACAACAAUAAAACUUUAUUACAAUAUCAAAA